AUGUCAUCAAAUGGGCGUAAAGAACAUUUUAAUUCAUUAUUUACUGCUUUUCCGGAAUACCAAGGAAUUAUGGAUAAAAAUAGUACGGUUCAUUAUGAGGAACUUUGGAAUAAAAUUUGUCUGACGUUUGAUAAAAAAUUCAAUACUGUUAAUAUAAAGGAAAAAGUCAAUUUAUGCACUCAAGCGAUGAAAUAUUUAUAUAAUAUAUUAAGCGAUAUUCAUAAAGUCCCCGAUAAAAAUCACUUUAAAUACCUUUAUUAUUGGAUAUACAAGAAUCACUUAAAAGCCAAGAAACAUAGUAAUUACAUCAAAGAUUUCUAUAAGGAAAUAAUUAGAGUGUACAAAGUUGGUGGAUAUUUUACAUACUUAGUAGAUUCUUUUCUAGAUGUCAUAUUUGAUAAGGAAUUGGAAAUAAUAACUGAUAUAUGUGAUAUGAGCAAUAAACUUAAUGAUAUAAAAUAUAAUACUUUUACAUUUUGUGAAAAUAAAAGUAGAUGUGAUUGUGCAGAUGAAUGUGCUGAUAUAUACAUGCGCGGACAUAACAUAUGUGAGAAUAAUGGGUAUAAAGAUUUUUGUGAAAUAUUAGAAAGUUAUAAAAAUGAAUACAAUGUAUUGGAUAUAUCACAAUCAUGUGAUAAAAUUAAAUGCAAAGCAUUACCUUGUGAAAUUUUUGAAAAUAUAAUAAUACCAUCUGCUCAUAUUAAUACAUCAAAAACUGCUAUAAUAUCAUCGUAUCUAAUACUAAUAAUACCUGCUUUAUUAUUUAUAAUUUAUAAGUUCCUUCCAUAUAAUUCAUGCUUACAUCUUGGAAUAAAAAAGAUAAAAAAUAAGUGUCUUGAUCUCAAAAAAGAAUGGAGUAAAUCGGAAAUCUCAGAAAUAUAUAAAAAAAUUCAUUGGAAUAAUAAUUAUAAUGUCUUAUAUAAUUCCCAUUAUAUUGAAAAUUAA
Plasmodium gonderi is the source of this 945-nucleotide messenger RNA. RefSeq names its product variable surface protein. Lineage: Eukaryota; Apicomplexa; Aconoidasida; Haemosporida; Plasmodiidae. Bases 1 to 945 code for a protein of 314 amino acids. The record is from RefSeq and is a predicted model, not a curated record. The transcript is spliced from 3 exons.